Molecule: messenger RNA, 2969 nt
Organism: Linum tenue
Lineage: Eukaryota; Viridiplantae; Streptophyta; Magnoliopsida; Malpighiales; Linaceae
Source: the annotation of a GenBank genome assembly
GCAACUCCUAAAAAUUGAAGUCUCAACACUUUCUCCAUUUCUCUCUGUUUAUUUUUCCCUUCCAAAUUUGAUAUUUUUAUUUGCUCGACCUCUCUCUCUUCCUCUCCCCGCCAACCGUUGUCGCUUCCUUCUUUCCCCUUUAUCCACCCAUUUCGAGCCAUACGCUUGUUGGGUGUUCAUAGAAACAUCCAUCCAGGGUUUCAUGCUCUUUCCUGGAUCCCAUUCCUUGAUUGGGCGAGUUGUGAACUUGAUCUCCCCUCGAAUCCAUUGAAGGCCGCUGGUUGGUUUCUGCUUCUUGAAUUUAUUGCAGCUUUGUGGGUCUGCCUGUUUGUGCUACAUUCGGUUUCUGUUGGCUGUUUCGAGCUUCCCUGAUUAAGGGUCUUCUUCAAUCUCACCGUCAGGAGGAGACCAGGCAGGUACGAGAUAAAUUUGCGGGAUCAAUUUCUCUUUGUAGGGUCUGAAUUAAAUGCCGCGAAAAACUGGUUGAACGUUGAAGCUCUGGCUAUCUCCGUCCUUGGUUUCCCUCUCUUCCUAAGCUGUUGUAUAUCUUUCUCUAGAGGUAAUGCUGAAGAGAGGCCGUCCUGGGUAUUUGUAUAUAUUGUAGUUUCCCCCCUGUGUGCUGAUUUGUUCGAUCGGAGGGGGUUUGUAAGAUGAAGAGGGUAAAGGUGGAACCUGCAACUGGUAGAAGGUUCAAAAUGUCCCAUCUUCUACUAGGGAUAGCAGCAUUGUACUUCGUGUUUUUAGUAUCCAAGGUCCCUCAUUUGUUAGAAAUCGCGGCAACAUUGAGUGGAGAUGAGAGUUAUCUGGAUUCAGGUGAGGCCAGCAGAGGUGAGGCCCGGGGAUCUGAUUUGAGCAAGCCAUUGUCUGGUUCGGCUUAUAUGGAUACAUUUCACCGCAAAUUGGAGGAUAACGAGAACGAGGCUGCACCCAACAUGCCCAGUAAAGAACCGGUGGAAGAAGUGAAGGGAGAGUCCAAACCUCUAAAACCACUGCAGCACCGUUACGGUCGAAUUACUGGGGAGGUCAUGAGGCGGAUGAAUCGGACUAGUGGUUUUUCCACCCUCGAGAAAAUGGCAGAUGAAGCAUGGACCUUGGGUUUAAGGGCAUGGAAAGAAGUGCAGAACUAUAAGGGCGAUGAUAUUGGACCGAGUUCUGCAAUUGAGGGUAAACCUGAGUCUUGCCCUCUUUGGGUUUCAAUGAGUGGAGAGGAGUUGGAUAGAGGGGAUGCUAUGGUGUUCCUUCCCUGUGGGUUAGCUGCCGGUUCCUCCAUUACAGUGGUUGGGAAACCUCACUAUGCACAUCCGGAGUUUGUUCCCCAGCUAGCUAGAUUAAGGCACGGUAAUGGCAUUGUGAUGGUUUCUCAGUUUGUCAUUGAAUUACAAGGGUUGAAGGUUGUGGAUGGGGAGGACCCCCCUAAGAUUUUGCAUUUGAACCCUCGAUUGAGAGGAGAUUGGAGUAAACGUCCAGUCAUUGAACAUAACACCUGCUAUAGGAUGCAGUGGGGAGUAGCUCAAAGGUGUGAUGGGUUUUCUUCCAAGAAAGAUGAAGAUCAGCUGGUUGAUGGACAAGUGAGAUGUGAGAAAUGGAUGCACAGGGAUUCUGCUGACUCUAAAGAAUCCAAGACGACCUCCUGGUUCAAGAGAUUCAUAGGGCGUGAACAGAAACCCGAAGUAACCUGGCCGUUCCCUUUUGUGGAGGGAAGGUUGUUCAUCUUAACAUUGCGAGCGGGCGUUGAUGGCUACCACAUCAGUGUCGGGGGUCGCCAUGUGACUUCAUUUCCUUACCGCCCAGGAUUUACCCUUGAAGAUGCUACAGGGUUAGCAAUAAAAGGAGAAGUAGACAUUAAGUCAGUUUAUGCAACUUCGCUCCCCAAGUCUCAUCCGAGCUUCUCUCCUCAAAGGGUACUGGAAAUGUCAGAGAAGUGGAAAUCUCGUCCCAUCUCAAAGAGUCCUAUUUGGCUUUUUAUUGGGAUUUUGUCAGCCACAAACCACUUUGCAGAACGCAUGGCAGUUAGGAAAACAUGGAUGCAAUCAUCAUCGAUAAAGUCCUCUAAUGUGGCAGUUCGUUUUUUCGUGGCAUUGAAUCCAAGAAAAGAGGUGAAUGCUGUGCUCAAGAAGGAGGCUGAUUACUUUGGCGACAUUGUGAUUUUACCAUUUAUGGAUCGCUACGAGCUCGUAGUUCUUAAGACGAUUGCCAUCUGUGAGUUUGGGGUUAAAAAUGUUUCGGCUGCAUACAUAAUGAAAUGUGAUGAUGACACAUUUGUAAGGGUGGAGACAGUUCUGAAAGAAAUUGAUCAUGUCUCCCGAAAGAAGCCUCUCUAUAUGGGAAACCUGAAUCUUUUGCAUCGUCCUCUGAGAAAUGGAAAAUGGGCAGUCACUUUUGAGGAGUGGCCAGAAUCAGUAUAUCCACCUUAUGCAAAUGGUCCAGGCUAUGUAGUGUCUAGCGAUAUCGCCAACUUUAUCGUUUCUCAACACAGCAAUCGGAGCCUCAGGCUAUUCAAGAUGGAAGAUGUGAGCAUGGGAAUGUGGGUUGAGCAAUUCAACAGCACGACACCCGUCCAGUACUCCCACAGCUGGAAGUUCUGUCAAUAUGGAUGCAUGGAAGAUUACUACACAGCACAUUACCAGUCGCCGAGGCAGAUGAUUUGCCUGUGGGAUAAGUUGUCGAGAGGACAGGCUCAUUGCUGCAACUUCAGAUGACAGUAUCUGAACCGAAUUAACCAAAACGGGUUUGUAGCAUUCAUAGAUUGUUCUGGCAGUGGAAUCCUUGUGGCAAAAGGGAGGAGAGUUACUUGCAUUGUAGGAAGAAGCCAGGCUAAGUAGUGUAGAAAUAUAUAUAUGAAGGUAGUCGUUUGACAUGUAGUAUUCUUCUGUACUCCCUAUGUAACUGAAACAAAGCAAAGCAUUUGCAAAUGAUGAGAAUUCCAUUCAUCAGUGAUGAAGCUCUGGCACCAGCCAUUUUCCACGUCU